CCAGCUGGCAGCAACACACACACUCGGCCUCUCAGAGUGACCGUAAAGAAACAGUCCUCUCCUGAAGCUCUGCAGCUCUGAAGUGACUGGUCAGCAUGACUGCGCUCCUGCUCCUGUCGCUGCUCCUCUUCUUCGGAGGUCAAAGGUCGUCAGCAUGCCCCCACCUUUGCUCCUGUCACGGCAGUCAGGUGAAUUGCAGCAGCAGGUCUCUCACCUCCUCCCAGCUGCCCACCCACUUCCCUGCUGGGACAACCCAUCUCCAUCUCCACAACAACCUGCUCAGCAGCCUCCCUAAUGGGCUCCUGGAUGAUUUUCCCUCCCUCCGCUCUGUCUCCCUUCAUGGUAACCCCUGGGUGUGUGACUGUGGCAUCCUCUACCUGCGAGCCUGGCUCCUGCGACAGCCUGCCACCCUCAUGUCACACAUGGGCGUCAACUGCAGCUCCCCUCCCAGCCUGAGAGGGCGGCUGGUGGUGUAUUUAACUGAGCAGGAGGUCCUGGACUCCUGCCACUACUGGUACUGUGACCUGGCUUUGGCUUCGCAGGUGUGUCUGUUUGUGUUUGUAAUGGUGCAGGCGGCUCUGCUGGUGGCUCUCCUCGUGUUCCUGAGGAAGUUUGAAAGGCUGUCCAAAGAGGCGAGGAGAACCACAGAGGAGAGCUUCACAGCCGGGGAGGGUCUGAAGGAGAACGUCUACAUGCAUUUCAAGGACAGCAGCAUCUGAGAAGGAGCUGUGAUGUGUGAUUGUUUGAUGCAAAAGAGGAAAAAAAGCUGUUAUUUGCACACUGGAGAGAAAAUGUCUCUCACAGGCUUUUGUGUUUCAGACUAUAUUUCUGAAAUAAUUCUCAAGAUAUUUUUAUGGAAUUUUUACUUGGAAUGGUUUGAUAAGUAUGAAAACAACAUGAAUCAUCACCAGAUCUCAACCCGAUUCUAAUUUAGAGCCCAUUUACACUGAAGCUGUUCUGGCAUCUUGUCAGGGCCCAACACCUCACAAAGAGACUUUAUGUUGUUUUUUCCCUUUUGUUUUUUUAUGUGUUUUUCUAAUGUGGCACCCGUGUGUGUCCGUACACCACCACAUACCACUGUACACCACCUUUGAAUAGACUAAUUGAAAAUAGAUAUUAAUAGUAGUCUGCACCACAGCCUGACCGAUAUUGGAUUUUUCAGGCUGAUACCAAUGUCGAGUAGCUUUUCCAGGAACAAUAUACUGGAUGAUAUUAAUGUCGUACCAUUGACAAGAUUUUGAUAUGGAUCCCUUCAUUUUGGUUACUGAGCAGGACAUUUUACAGUUGAUAAAUUAACUUGUCGGUGCUGUCUGAUGGAAAAACUUUUGUAACUGUAAACUAUCGCAAAUGUAUCACUUGUAUUUCUGCACUGCAGUUCUUUCUUACGUACCAGUCAAACACUGAUGCUGAUAUACCUUCGCUAACCUAGUUGUACUCAUUACACUUGUUCCUAAUAAGGUUUUAAUUGACAUAAUGAUCUUCAAGACUCUGAAUCUUUUUUCAAAGGUUUCUUGUGGUUGAAAAAAAUUUUAAAUAAAAAUGGAUAUGUUUGUAAAAGUUUGUCUGGGACCUUGAUGCUUCAUGUGAAGAUUUGAGCAUUUGAAUAAAACACAAAACAAAUGGUAAAGGUGUAACUAAAAUUUACUGACAUUGUAUGGCAAUAUUGUGUAUUUAAUCUUUUUAAAACACA
Molecule: messenger RNA, 1690 nt
Organism: Chelmon rostratus (copperband butterflyfish)
Lineage: Eukaryota; Metazoa; Chordata; Actinopteri; Chaetodontiformes; Chaetodontidae
Gene: gp1bb
Product: glycoprotein Ib platelet subunit beta
Exons: 2
Coding region: 96-719 (207 amino acids)
Source: RefSeq, a predicted model, not a curated record